Molecule: messenger RNA, 1741 nt
Organism: Rhododendron vialii
Lineage: Eukaryota; Viridiplantae; Streptophyta; Magnoliopsida; Ericales; Ericaceae
Product: probable pectate lyase P59
Exons: 6
Coding region: 141-1589 (482 amino acids)
Molecular function (GO): pectate lyase activity
Source: RefSeq, a predicted model, not a curated record
GAUGAGAGAGAGAAUUCCCAGUUUUUUUUUUCAGUAUUACCAAAGAUAAUUUUGCUUUGAUCGAAUGAAUCAAGUUGACAUUUGCAAUUUGCAGGAAUGACACUCUAGCUAAUUGACGAUGUCAACAGCUUCAAAUUUCAAUGGGGUUUGGUGCCUUCAGAUGUGAGAAGCUGUGGAUUAUGCUCUUAAUCCAAGGUGGGAUACGAAUCGAAAUGGAGACAACAAAACUCAAUUGGUUCGCCUUGUUUUUCACCUUUGCUGCAUUGCUUCCAACCCUGAUGGCCAACAUUGCUGAUUUCGACGAGGUGUGGCAAAAGCGAGCUGAGGAAGCGAGGGAGGCCGCCCUCAAAGCCUACGUACCAGACCCUUCGGAAGUCACCGAUACCUUAAACAAAGAAGUCCACAGGACUCUGAGGAGCAUCACAUACAUGAGCAAUGCCACUGCCUUAAUUGAACAUUUGACAAGCAACAACACCACCAGGAGGCACCUAUUGGGUAAAAGAAGGUACACCGGUCCAUGCUUGGCCACGAACCCAAUCGACAGGUGCUGGAGGUGCCAACGCGACUGGCACCUCAACCGCAAGCGGCUAGCCGAUUGCGCCCUUGGGUUCGGCUACAAGACCACUGGCGGCAAGGCCGGAAAACUCUAUUGGGUGACCGACAAUUCUGACGACAGCACGAACCCCAAACCCGGGACCCUCCGACACGCCGUGAUUCAGAAGGAGCCGUUGUGGAUCGUUUUCAAGCAGAGCAUGAAUAUUAGGCUGGCCCAGGAACUCAUAAUGCAGGGGGACAAAACAAUAGAUGGGCGUGGGGCUUACGUGACAAUUGCAAAUGGAGCCGGGAUUACAAUCCAAUUUGUGAAGAAUGUGAUUAUUCAUAACAUCAAGAUUAAGAACAUUAUGGUUGGAAGUGGAGGAUAUGUUAGGGAUGGUGUUGAUCAUUUGGGUAUAAGAACACGGAGCGACGGUGAUGGGAUUUCCAUAUUCGGAUCGUCCAAUGUUUGGAUUGAUCAUGUUUCCAUGUCUAGGUGUAUGGAUGGGCUUGUUGAUGCUAUUGAGGGAUCUACUGCUAUCACCAUUUCGAAUAGUCACUUCGUCGAUCAUAAUGAGGUGAUGCUAUUCGGGGCACAUGAUUCAAGCUCAAACGACAAGAAUAUGCAAGUCACAGUUGCAUUCAACCAUUUUGGCAAGAGGCUAGUGCAGAGAAUGCCCAGGUGCCGGUUGGGAUUGUUCCACGUCGUCAACAACGAUUACACUCAUUGGGAAAUGUAUGCCAUCGGAGGCAGUAGCAAUCCUACCAUCAUUAGCCAGGGCAACCGCUUCAUUGCCCCACCCAACCCUAGGGCAAAAGAGGUUACAAAGAGGGAGACUACUAAGGAAGUAUGGCAGAAUUGGACAUGGAGAUCAGAGGGAGACCUUAUGAUGAAUGGAGCAUUCUUUGUGGAAUCUGGAGACCGGAAUGGGGCUUAUAAGGCCUUAUCAAGAUUUGAGAGCAAAGCCCGUACAAAAGCGCAGCCCGGGACCGCGGUCGCGAUGAUCACACGCUUUGCCGGCCCGCUUGCUUGCAUCCCCAGAAGACCGUGUUAAAAUCUGAAGAAUCUGUAACUCGUUGUUGAUUCGAAGUGUAAUUUUUACUACACUGUAAAUGAGAUGAGAAUGUAUUCAAGAAAAUGAAGUUGAGCGGGCUAGCUAAUGUAUCAAAUAUGUUUUAUUUUUGCCAACUCUGGUUUGUGAGUAAG